AUGUCUGAGGGAGAGACCCAGCCGCCGAAAGGCGCGGUGCCUGAAGCGCACGAGGUUGAUACCUUCCAUGUGCCCAAGGCCUUCCACAAGAAGCACCCGAAAAAGCCACAUUUGGACUCGCUCGAUCACUACAAGGAGAUGUACAAGGAGUCUAUUAGCGAUCCAAACAAGUUCUGGGGCAAGAUGGCUCGUGACCUCCUCACCUGGGAGCGCGACUUCCAGACUGUCCACACUGGAUCUCUGGCUGGCGGCGACAAUGCUUGGUUCCUGGAGGGCAAGCUCAAUGCUUCAUACAACUGUGUUGAUAGGCACGCCGCCAAGGACCCGAACAAGCCGGCCAUCAUCUACGAGGCUGAUGAGGUUGGCGAGGGCCGCACUAUCACAUACGGAGAGCUCCUCCGAGAAGUCUCUAAGCUGUCCUGGGUGCUCAAGGAGAUGGGUGUCAAGAAGGGUGACACUGUCGCUCUUUACAUGCCUAUGAUUCCAGAGGCACUUGUAGCAUUCCUUGCUUGCACACGUAUUGGAGCUGUCCACUCCGUGGUGUUUGCCGGCUUCUCCGCUGAUUCGCUCCGCGACCGCAUCAUUGAUGCUAAGUCCAAAGUCGUGAUCACCACCGACGAGGGUAAGCGUGGUGGCAAGGUCAUUGGCACAAAGAAGAUUGUGGACGAUGCUCUCAGGCAAUGUCCCGACGUCUCGCAUUGCUUGGUUUACAAGCGGACUGGUGCUGAGGUACCAUGGACCAAGGGCAGGGAUUUGUGGUGGUCUGAGGAGACUGAGAAGUGGCCAGCAUACUAUGCCCCCGAGAGCAUGAGUUCAGAGGACCCGCUCUUCUUGCUGUAUACUUCUGGAUCUACCGGCAAGCCAAAGGGUGUUAUGCACACCACUGCUGGCUACUUGCUCGGAGCCGCGGCUACUGGCAAAUACGUUUUCGACAUCCACGACACCGAUCGAUUCUUCUGUGGUGGCGACGUGGGCUGGAUUACCGGUCACACAUACGUUGUAUACGCACCUCUCUUGCUCGGUGUUGCCACUGUCGUAUUUGAGGGUACCCCAGCAUACCCCAACUUCAGCAGAUACUGGGAUGUUUGCGAGAAGCACGACGUCACACAGUUCUACGUUGCCCCGACUGCGCUCAGACUGCUGAAGCGUGCGGGUGACCACCAUGUCAAGGCACAGAUGAAGAACUUGCGAGUGCUGGGCUCGGUCGGUGAGCCAAUUGCAGCUGAGGUAUGGAAGUGGUACUUUGACAUUGUUGGCAAGGAGGAGGCACAUGUUAUCGAUACAUACUGGCAAACCGAGACCGGCUCACACGUGAUUACACCUCUCGGUGGUGUCACACCUACCAAGCCUGGUUCAGCUUCCCUCCCAUUCUUCGGCAUCGAGCCUGCGAUCAUUGACCCAGUGUCUGGCGAAGAAAUCCACGGUAACGAUGUUGAAGGUGUGCUUGCUUUCAAGCAAGCUUGGCCAUCGAUGGCCCGCACAGUUUGGGGUGCGCACAAGAGAUAUAUGGACACCUACCUCAACGUGUACAAGGGCUACUACUUCACUGGCGAUGGCGCGGCAAGAGAUCACGAGGGCUAUUACUGGAUCCGCGGACGUGUGGAUGAUGUUGUCAACGUGUCCGGCCACAGGCUGUCGACAGCCGAGAUCGAGGCUGCGCUCAUCGAGCAUCAUGCUGUCGGCGAAGCGGCUGUGGUUGGCAUCAACGACGAGCUUACUGGGCAAGCAGUCAAUGCUUUCGUUAGCAUUAAGGAUGGCAAUGAGAUCAACGACGCACUCCGGAAAGACCUGAUCCUGCAAGUUCGAAAGAGCAUUGGUCCUUUCGCAGCACCCAAGGCCAUCUACACUGUUCCUGACCUGCCCAAGACACGAUCUGGCAAGAUCAUGCGACGCAUCUUGCGAAAAAUCUUGGCAGGCGAGGAGGAUCAGCUUGGUGAUACUUCGACUUUGUCGGAUCCUAGCGUGGUUGACACGAUCAUCCAGACAGUGCAUGACUCGAAGAAGAAGUGA
Molecule: messenger RNA, 2010 nt
Organism: Recurvomyces mirabilis
Lineage: Eukaryota; Fungi; Ascomycota; Dothideomycetes; Mycosphaerellales; Teratosphaeriaceae
Gene: ACS2
Product: acetyl-coenzyme A synthetase 2
Exons: 3
Coding region: 1-2010 (669 amino acids)
Cellular component (GO): cytosol
Molecular function (GO): AMP binding; acetyl-CoA synthetase activity
Source: RefSeq, a predicted model, not a curated record